AGUCUAAAAAUUGAGACUUUGAUAGUAGCAAUGUCGCGGUAAUAACGUUUUAUCAGGUUGACUUGAAUUCAAAUACAAAAUAUAAGAAGUACAAUUGUUUUGAGGCAAAGAAGUUUUAAAUACUGGACUUUGCAUAUCUACGAAAACAAAAUAAGAUAUUGGUCGUGGCUUGAAAUGGAAUCCACUUUAACAAUUCGUUGUUGAUCGAUCAUGCACGCGCUUAUGUUUUAGACUAUUAUCUUCGCCGCAUGUAUGGUGGCGUUUCGUCAACGAAAAGCGGCAGAUUCUUGUCUGGAUUAAAACCGUUAAAUAUAGUAAUAAGGUUGUUGAGCUCACCAGCAAGAAACCAUGGAUGCAGAUCUGUAUGAUGAGUUUGGGAACUACAUCGGUCCAGAACUCGAUAGUGAUUCAGACGAUGAGAGGGGUUCAAGGGGUGAUGCCAUGGGAGAUUUUGAUAUGGGGGACGACGAUGAGGGCAUGGACGACAUCGAUGAUCACGACGAUGAAGAUGCCAGUCACGCUGUGGUCCUUCACGAGGAUAAGAAAUACUAUCCAACAGCAGAAGAGAUCUAUGGACCCGACGUUGAGACCAUCACUCAUGAAGAGGAUGCACAACCCCUCACUGAGCCAGUUAUUGCUCCUGUCAAACAGAAGAAAUUCACUCUCACUGAACAGGAAUUGCCUGCCACUGCUUAUGAUAUGGAGUAUCUUGCGGACAUGAUGGACAAUCCCAAUCUAAUCCGAAAUGUGACCCUAGCUGGACACUUGCAUCAUGGGAAGACCACUUUUGUUGACUGCCUUCUUGAGCAAACACAUCCAGAUCUGAGAACAAAGGACGACAGACAUCUGAAGUACACAGACACUCUCUUCACAGAGCAUGAGCGAGGAGUGAGUAUCAAAGCUCAGCCUGUUACACUGGUGUUACCUGACUGUAAAGGGAAACAUUUCCUCAUCAAUGUCAUGGACACACCAGGUCAUGUAAAUUUCUCAGACGAGGCAACGUCAGCGUUCAGGAUCUCCGAUGGUGUGGUGAUCUUUGUUGAUGCUGCAGAAGGUGUGAUGCUGAACACGGAGAGGAUGAUCAAACAUGCAGUCCAGGAGAAGCUGGCUGUUACUAUCUGCAUCAAUAAGAUUGAUAGAUUGGUAUUGGAGCUGAAACUCCCUCCAACGGAUGCAUACUACAAGCUGAGGCAUAUUGUUGAUGAGAUCAAUGGCUUGUUAAGUGUCUACAGUGAUGAGGCUGACCAGAAGGUAGUGUCUCCUCUUCUUGGUAAUGUUUGUUUUGCAAGCUCCCAGUACAGCGUUUGCUUCACCCUCUCAUCAUUUGCCAAGAUCUACACGGACACCUAUGGGGACAUCGAUUACCAACAGUUUGCUAAGAGGUUGUGGGGAGACGUCUACUUCAGCCAGAAAACGAGAAAGUUCACCAGGAAGCCUCCAGUUAGUACAUCCCAAAGGAGUUUUAUAGAGUUUAUCUUGGAGCCAAUGUACAAGCUAUUUGCACAGGUUGUAGGAGAUGUUGAUUCCACUCUCCCUGGUGUGUUGGAUGAGUUGGGUAUUCAUCUAACCAAGGAAGAGAUGAAGCUUAACAUCAGACCGCUCCUUAAACUCAUCUGCAGAAAAUUCUUUGGAGAAUUUACAGGUUUUGUUGAGAUGUGUGUGAACCAUAUCCCAUCACCAGCAGACAAUGCCAAGAACAAGGUUGAACAUUGCUACACUGGGCCAGUCGAUUCAGAUCUCGUUGAUGCUAUGAUUGAUUGUGAUUCAGAGGCCCCCUUGAUGCUCCACACUACAAAGAUGUACAGCACAGAGGAUGGAGUGAGCUUUCAUGCGUUUGGGCGGGUGAUGAGUGGGACCAUCCACGCCAAUCAAGAGGUCCGGGUCUUGGGAGAGAACUAUACCCUUGAGGAUGAAGAAGAUUCAAGGAUCACUAUUGUUGGAAGGCUAUGGAUCUCAGAAGCAAGGUAUAAGAUUGAAGUAAAUCGGGUACCUGCAGGCAACUGGGUGUUGAUUGAAGGAGUAGAUGAACCUAUCGUCAAAACUUCAACUAUUACAGAAAGCAGAGGACUAGAUGAGGUGUAUAUUUUCCGACCUCUGAAGUUCAACACGACAUCGGUCAUCAAGAUAGCUUGUGAACCGGUCAAUCCAUCGGAGUUACCCAAGAUGUUAGACGGUCUGAGGAAGGUCAACAAAAGCUACCCACUCAUCACAACAAAGGUAGAAGAAUCAGGAGAGCAUGUAAUUCUUGGUACAGGAGAGCUCUAUCUAGAUUGUGUUAUGCAUGAUCUCAGGAAAAUGUACUCAGAAAUUGACAUCAAAGUAGCCGACCCGGUGGUGUCUUUCUGUGAGACCGUCGUGGAAACAUCAUCUCUCAAAUGCUUCGCUGAAACCCCCAACAAGAAGAACAAGCUUACCAUGAUUGCUGAACCACUAGAGAAGAACCUUGCUGAAGACAUUGAAAAUGAAGUCGUUCAAAUCUCAUGGAAUAGGAAACGGCUGGGAGAGUUUUUCCAGACCAAAUAUGACUGGGAUCUGUUGGCUGCUAGGUCCAUAUGGGCCUUUGGACCUGAUGCUACUGGACCAAACAUCCUUGUAGAUGACACACUGCCAUCGGAGGUGGACAAAGAUCUGCUGACUUCAGUCAAGGAUAGUAUUGUACAAGGAUUCCAGUGGGGCACGAGGGAAGGUCCUCUUUGUGAUGAACCGAUCCGUAACGUCAAGUUUAAGAUCCUUGAUGGUGUGAUAGCCAAUGAGCCUAUCCAUAGAGGAGGUGGUCAGGUGAUCCCUACGGCCAGGAGAGUCGCAUACUCCGCCUUCCUUAUGGCCACUCCAAGAUUAAUGGAACCAUAUAACUUUGUUGAGGUCCAGGCACCAGCUGAUUGUGUGUCUGCUGUAUACACCGUUCUCGCAAGAAGGAGAGGUCAUGUUACCCAGGAUGCACCAGUGCCAGGGUCACCGUUAUAUACCAUCAAGGCUUUCAUACCAGCCAUUGAUUCGUUUGGCUUUGAGACCGAUCUCAGGACCCAUACCCAAGGACAAGCUUUCUGUCUCACCGUUUUCCACCAUUGGCAGAUUGUUCCUGGUGAUCCCUUGGAUAAAGGUAUCAUCAUCAGACCCCUAGAACCUCAACCUGCCACUCAUCUAGCUAGAGAGUUCAUGAUCAAGACAAGAAGACGAAAGGGUCUAAGUGAGGACGUUAGCAUCAACAAGUUCUUUGAUGAUCCUAUGUUGCUGGAACUCGCCCGUCAAGAUGUGAUGCUCAACUACCCCAUGUAGAGACACCUGAAUAAUGAUAUCUGAAUUCUGUAUUUAUUGUUGUUUCCACGGUAAUUACUCAUUGAGAGUCAACCUUUGAGUCUGCCUGCAAAGCUCUGAUUGUGACCCACCAUGCGCUGAUUUUAUAGUUACCAUAUCUGAAUCAGAGGAGUCAUUCCCUUCUGAAGGCUUUUCAUUGGUACUCUGCAUCCUAGGGACCUGUUUCAUAAAACUCUUUUUAAUGACAAGUUACAAGCUACUGAAAUCAUGACAUUUUAUUGGCCUAAAAACAUCUUUGCCAUACUCUUUUCAGAUAUCAAUAGCUAUUGAAAGGGGUUUUAUGAAACUGCCUAUAUUCAUCUACCAAGGAAAUUUAUCAAAAUCAUCCAAGAUAUAUUACUUUUUCACUUUCUCUUUGAGAUUUACAAAGAGUUACAAUUUAUCCAAUCAAUCUCAAUUGUAUGGAAAUCCAUCCAUACCAUAAUUCUUUUCUACAAGAAAUUUGCACAAUCUCCUUAGCAAGCAAAGAGUAUCACACUGAAUCUUUAAGAGAACGAUGAAUGUAUGAUAAACAUCAUAUCUAGAGAAUAUUUUGAAAAAUUUUGCAUUUAAGUUGUUGACGUCGCUUGCCAUCCACAGUUGUGUUUGAUUGGAUCAAUCGUAACUCUUUGUAAGACGGGGCCCUUCCUUCCCUUUCUGUGUUUCAUACGAUAAGGUGUAAUGCUCUCACAUUAUCAUGGCUCGAGGAGUUCAUGAGUCGGAAAAAAAAAAUGGAAGGGGCGGACAUCAAAAAGGAUUAAUUACUUUGCAGGUUUACCUCUGUGUUCAAAAGGUGUUAUUGAACUUCAUUAAUUAAUCAUCCGCCUCUUAUACAGAUUAUGGAAAGGGCUUAAAAGGGUUAGUUCGGUAAAGAUGAAAAAAUAUAUGUGAUUUUUUUAAAGAUCCAGCGGGGGGUGGGGGGCACUCUCAGACUUAGGUGAAACCAAGCAUCUCCACUUAGUUCAAAAGUAGAUUGUAAUGUCAACUUUGAUACACAAAGUAAUGUGUAAUAUGACAUUCCACAUUUUGUCAUAUCACACGCACAAAAAAUAAUGCGUUCUCAAAUGAAAUCUCAGAAAAUGUUUUCCUCCUUGUGCAUCAAAAACUGUUUGUCAACUUGACCCCUGGAACUUCCAUUUCAAAUAUUUCAAACAUUCCAACUUAAAAAAAAAAAAGAAGAUAAAGAUAUUCCUCCUUUGUUCAAUACAUCAGAACUCUCUAACUGAAGGGUUUUGAGCUUAAUAGUUUGUUAGGAAUGUUUCUUCACACAUUAAAUAACUUUAUGUGUGAAAUUUAAUUGAUCCAUUGAGUCAUGCAUAAGUGAGAUACUAAAUGUAAGAUGUCAUUUUUUUUUUGAGUAACAAGGGUCAUUUGGGGGACUCAUGAAACAGAAUUUUUCAAAUAUUUUGAUUUAUAUAUGAUUAAGUGCUAAUAAUUUUAAUCAUCUAUCUCUUGACACUUCACAUACUUACAUUUGCCUGAGCUCAAUUAAAAAAAAAAUCAUUCAUCCUCUCUAAAAUUUCACAUUGUAAUGUCCAUUCAGUUAAUUGGAAAAUGGAAUUGAUAUGUUUAAGCAUUAGAUAUCUACACAUACAUGUACAAAGUUUUUAUCCACUUAUGCUAGAGUGUAUUUUAUGGAAUGAAGUUUUGGAUGAUAUUAUGUAUUGUUAUUUUGGGGUUAAAAAGCAGCCCCUGUGACUUUGAAAAGUGUAAACUUUGCAUUUAAUAUUUGUCCACCCAUGCAUGACUUGAUGGAAAAGGAAUAACUUAGAAUUAAGGCAAAAUUUUAUGAACUUCCAUUUUCCAACAUACUGUCAAAUACCAAACUCCAUUUCAUACCAUAAUGUUGAUUUAAUUUUACAGCAAUAUUAGUAUUUCAGAGCAUACUUCAAUAAAUUUCCAUAUAAGAUUUAUUUGGAGUGAUUCUUCAUGACCAGUCAUUGAAAUUAUGUUGGUACUGGGUAAUAUAAUGAAGUCAUAACUACAUCUUUUUUUUUCUUUUUUGGGGGGUCUUUAAUCAUGAUACAUGUAUAAUGUGCAAAUGUACAUGUUAAACCAUGUUUGAGCUUUGAAUUGAUGUAAAUAAAUAUUUUGAAUCUUUUGAA
This is a messenger RNA of Lytechinus pictus (painted urchin), 5399 nucleotides long. RefSeq names its product 116 kDa U5 small nuclear ribonucleoprotein component-like. Bases 349 to 3276 code for a protein of 975 amino acids. The transcript has 26 exons. Gene Ontology annotation, molecular function: GTP binding; U5 snRNA binding; GTPase activity. Lineage: Eukaryota; Metazoa; Echinodermata; Echinoidea; Temnopleuroida; Toxopneustidae. Gene Ontology annotation, biological process: mRNA splicing, via spliceosome. Gene Ontology annotation, cellular component: U2-type catalytic step 2 spliceosome; U4/U6 x U5 tri-snRNP complex; cytosol. The record is from RefSeq and is a predicted model, not a curated record.